UUACCAAACACAACAAACACAUAAUUUUCCACUAAAUCUUAGAAAAAGACAUCGAAACUAAUAAAAAAACUAUUCAUUCUCUUCUAAUUCAAACAAAAUCAACUUACACUCUUCUAAGAAACAAUCCAAUUUCUUCAUUUCCUUUCUCUUCAAUUGAGUUUCUCUUAAAAUAACACUUCAAUGGCUAGGAUCCAAAGAAAGCUCUUCCCAACAGAACCUACCACAAACCAAACCUUAGAUUGUUACGGCUUUUGUGACCCUUCAUGUCCUUCAAAUUGCUACACUAAUACAAAUUACUAUUUCUCACCCCCACCACUAGAACACACAACACAAGUUAACCACGUUUCCUCUUACUUCAUAAUCCUCAUUUCACUAUUCUCAUUGAUUUUUAUCAUAAUUGGUUUCUACGUGAUCAAAGUAAAAUGUUAUAAUGAGAUGUGUGGUUGGAGAAUUAAUAACUCGGUUCGCUCUCAAACCGAGAAUUCUGAAGAGUUUCUCAAUGAAAACCAGGUUGAUCGCGAUCAUAAUCGCGAUCACCCAGUCUGGCUUAUUGCAACGGUUGGUUUGCAACAAUCGAUUAUAAACUCUAUUACGGUUUGCAAGUAUAGGAAAAAUGAAGGGUUAAUUGAAGGAACGGAAUGUUCGGUUUGUUUGAAUGAGUUUCAUGAAGAUGAAACAUUAAGACUAUUGCCAAAGUGUAGCCAUGCUUUUCACAUUUCUUGUAUUGAUACUUGGUUGAGAUCUCAUACUAAUUGCCCUCUAUGUCGAGCUGGUAUUGUCUCCAACAAUGUUACUCCUGAAGUAACAAUACCGAAUUCGGAACAAGAAAAUAACAUUUUGGGAAGAAAUCAAGAGACUCAUUUGGAGAAUCCUAGGAAUGAUCAAGAAGAUGUCUUAAGCAACAAUAUUGUUAUCAAUGUGACAUUUGAAACUAGGGUUGAAACAACCGGGGAAUCAAGCGAUGAAUCGAAUUACAAGGAGCAAAUAAUCGAUGAUCCAACGGUUACGAAUGAUGAGAUACAAAUUGAGAUGGGUUUGGUUUCAACUGAACCUGGAAGCUAUCAUCAAAUUAGUCCUUGGAAGCUUAUUACUGAAAAAAAUAGCAAAUCAACACGUCGUUCUCCAAUUGAAGAGCGUUUACACGUAAAGCCAAUAGCUAUGAAAAAGUUUUUCCCUUUACACCAAAGAAAGGGUUUUAAAAAAAGAUACGUGACUGCAGUUUGGAGCACAACGUCAUAGUUUUUUUUUUCAUGUCUUUAUAGAUGAAACACUAUAGCAAUUCCAAGAAUUGUGAAUUCUCUGCAACUUCAAGAAUAGUGGUUCAAAACUUGGAUUAUUAUUAAAUAUAUGAGAGGUUCCACUAAUCUAAACUCAACUCUUGUAUAUUAGAAUUGUGAAUCUAUUAGAGGUGAAAAUAUUGUGCAGUGUGAGAUAUAUCAAUAAUAAAAAUAUGUUUAAAUGCAA
Molecule: messenger RNA, 1464 nt
Organism: Medicago truncatula (barrel medic)
Lineage: Eukaryota; Viridiplantae; Streptophyta; Magnoliopsida; Fabales; Fabaceae
Product: RING-H2 finger protein ATL54
Exons: 1
Coding region: 181-1239 (352 amino acids)
Biological process (GO): protein ubiquitination
Molecular function (GO): transferase activity
Source: RefSeq, a predicted model, not a curated record